Platichthys flesus (European flounder) is the source of this 4693-nucleotide messenger RNA. It is a transcript of the gene rcn3, whose product is annotated as reticulocalbin 3, EF-hand calcium binding domain. Gene Ontology annotation, molecular function: calcium ion binding. Lineage: Eukaryota; Metazoa; Chordata; Actinopteri; Pleuronectiformes; Pleuronectidae. The record is from RefSeq and is a predicted model, not a curated record. The transcript has 8 exons. Bases 96 to 1049 code for a protein of 317 amino acids. Gene Ontology annotation, cellular component: endoplasmic reticulum.
AGAAAGAAAGCCCGCCUCCCCGAAUAUGCUUUUUAUACAUUUUCCUGCCAACGAUCCGCAAACUCUGAAGGGAGGUUUCGUGGGAUCUGUUGAUCAUGAUGCUGCUCAAGUCACUCGUGUCCCUCUGCAUCCUUGCUGCUGUUGCCUUUGCUGUCCCCGCUCAGGAGAAACGCAUCCAUCACCAUGCUGAUUUGAGUGACCAUGUCCACAAGGAUGAUCACGGCUUCCACUAUGACCAUGAGGCCUUUCUGGGCAAGGAAGAGGCCAAGACCUUUGACCAACUGACCCCUGAUGAGAGCAAAGACAGAUUAGCAAAGAUUGUGGAUCGCAUUGACACUGACAAGAAUGGCUAUGUCAACCACGCAGAGCUGCACUACUGGAUCAAACACCGGCAGAGGCGGUACAUUGAGGAGAAUGUGAACAAAAACUGGAACGACUACGACCAGAAUCAGGACGGGAAGAUUGCUUGGGAGGAGUACAAAAAUACCACCUAUGGAUACUAUCUGGAUGAGGAGUUUGAUGAUGUUGAAGACAAGGCUACCUAUAAGUCAAUGCUCCGCCGCGACGAAAGACGCUUCAAGACAGCUGACCGAGACGGUGAUGAUAUCGCUACACGGGAUGAGUUUACUGCCUUCCUGCACCCUGAGGAGUUUGAUUACAUGAAGGAAUUGGUAGUGAAGGAGACGGUGGAAGACAUUGAUAAAAAUGGGGAUGGCAAGAUCAACUUAAAUGAAUACAUUGGCGACAUGUACACACCAGAGAAUGGGGAGAGUGAGCCCGAGUGGAUCCAGACAGAGCGGAAACAUUUCACAGAGUUCAGAGAUGCCAACAAGGAUGGCUACCUGGAUGAUGAUGAAGUGGCCGAGUGGAUUUUGCCGCGAGAGGUUGACCAUGCUGACAAUGAAGCCAAACACUUGAUCCAUGAUACAGACACGGACAAGGAUGGCCAUCUGUCUCUUUCCGAGCUAUUGGACAAGAUUGACUACAUCAAGACCAGCACCAUCACUGACUAUGGAGGCAUGAGGUUGGAUGACCACGAUGAACUGUGAAUAAGAAUAAUCGAUAUUGUGGAUUAGUCUCUUUGGGAUUUCAAGCGGCUCUUGUUUGUUUCUUCUUUCAGAGACAAGGCAACCCUGCUAAGUACUGUGGUUAAUGUUCAGAAACUAUUCAAAACAACCCAUGGAUAUUAAAUUAAAUCUCCACCAAACAAUAAACACUGCCAGUCAACGAAAGUUAAAAUAGAUUUAGUCAUUAUGUUUAAUGUAAAUCACUUGAAAUUAGAGUUAUUCAUAUUAAUAGUCUAAUAAUGUUUACCUCUAUCUGCUUUAAAGACGGCUAUGGAAGGACAGCUGACCCCUUUUAUCCUAACCUUCACAGCUUAAUACCUAACCCAUACCCAACCUUGCAUAAGUUAAACUUCAACCUGAACAAUAAAACUGAGCAGCCCUUUGAUAAAUUUUGGUUGUGAGGACAUUUUGGCCAGUACUCAUAAAAGUGGUUUGAACAAAAAAUUUCCCUCACAACAAAAGAAAUACACUCUUUUUCACCCACAAACGCCGACUCAAUGCAGUAGAUUAAACCAGAGCCUGUCUGAAAGGGUAAGUAAUUACUAGUGUAAUCCUUCUAAGUUUGGACCCUUAUCAUAAUAUAGGACAGCUAAACCGAGUCAACUCAGAUGGUCAGAUUCACCCUGUCAUCAGGAUCUUAUAUUUGGCAAGGCUUUAGAAUAAUAUGGUUCAGAAAUUUGAAUGUAACUUUUUAUUCAUUUCAUAGUGCUUGAUACUGAAUGUAAAGCUGCUUUCAAACAUGCUCUGAACUCUCUAGAUCCUCUAGACCAGUGGUUCUCAACCCUUUUUCAGUGAUGUACCCCCUUUGAAAAAUAAUUCAGCUGAGUACCCCCUAACCAGCGCAAAGCAUUUUUGGUUGAAAGAAAGAUCCAAUACACAGUGCUGUCCCAUUAAUGUCUGAUUUUAAUAAUCCUUGUAACUAGACACGUUCUCUCUCUAACUAUUUGGAAAUAAAAUGAUAUGAAAAUAACUAAAGAACUUAAAGUGACCUCUUUUGGGAUCAUAAUAAAGAUGGUCUCAAACUGAACUCAUGAACUUUAUUAUAGAUAAACAAUUCUUCACAAAAAAUAAAUCAUUAACUUAAUUUUAAAUAAAAGAUUAGCUCAAAAUAACAAUUUUAAAUAUGUAUCAUCCUAUAUCUUCUUUAUGGAGUGAAAAGAAUACUAACUAUCUUAAAUUUACAAACUGUCAUCACUUAAGAUGCCAUUGCUGCAUUGAGCUGAGUGAGUGCUUCAUUUACAUUUUAGUGAGAAACUUGUGCUUCACUGAGGAUCUUUGUCAGUCUUGGUGGCAGGGAAGCAACUGCUGUGAUCAAGCUCUUCUCCAUGCACAGUCUGUUUCUUUGCUUUGUUUUGAUCACAGUCAUUGCAGAGAAGAAGGCCUCACAUAAAUGUAAGGAGGCAAAGGGUAGUAGCUGCUCCAAAGCUUUCCGUCCCAGGUGUGGGUGCUACUGCUUCACUCACACCCAAAACUUUGUGAGUGUGGAUGUGGCAAACUUCAUCUGGAGGCUAGGUCAGAUGACACUUCCAGGAGUUUUUCCUGAUAAGUGACUGGUAGCUUGUUUCCAUUUGCUUCGGGGAGGCUUUUCGCAUCGUUUCUUGAGAUGACCUGAAUUCAGAAAGUUUCCUCUUAAAAAACCUCAUGUGGCUUACCAACAUGACUUUCAUGUUUUGUCUGGAGAUACCACUGAAGAUGUGCUGCCUUAAUGCCACUGUUGGCUAAUCUCUCCCCACAGAAAAAAACACAAAGUUUAAAUAACCCAAUCUAUGUUAUGUUAAUAUUGUUCAAGUAUCUUUCUGUUAUUUUAUUGUGAAAUAUUUGCUCGCUUUAAGCUUCUUUUUUUUUUUAUUAAAUGCUUUUAUUUUGAAAGUGUUCCGGUAGAGACGUGGAGUUCCUGUUAUGAAUUUGUAACUUCACAAUGGAAAAGUGUGAUUUAGCGCCCCUCCGAAUAGGCACAAGCGCUCACGGUGUGGUUUAGGGAAGUUUCAAAUAAACCUGAAAACAUCAGUUAAAGUCUCGACCUUCUAGUGAAUACUGACGGAAUUUUGCCGGCUCUGGUCUUGCCUUCUUUGGCAAUUGUCCCUCCGUGUUUCAGCGGUUUCUGCGCUUCAACCCAAACUACAGAGUUUUCAAGGCGGCACUUCAGUGAUGACAGGUGAUGAGAGCUGGCGUGUGCCAGGUUGGGUCAAGCCAUCGGUAUGGGGGAGACUCUGGGUUUUUAGGAUAAUGAAAUAGAAUAGCCUACUGAAUAUAAAAUUAAUUUCAUGAACUUAAACUUAUAUUUUAUUGAAUAUUUAUUAAAUGACAAAUUUUAAAGGAUUUUUGAAUGGAUGCUAAUUGGAAAUAUAUUUAAAAAAAAUCUCACGUACCCCCUGGAGUACCUUCAAGUACCCCCAGGGGUACGCGUACCCCCAUUUGAGAACCACUGCUCUAGACAUUCUCCAGAGGGGCUGUAUAUAUAUAUGAACGCAAAUAUCAGAGAGAGCCUAUGGACUUUCUUCAUUGCAUAAUUAAAUGUUCGCUGCUAUGCAGAUGACAACCAGUUGUACCUAAUAAUAAAACUAGAAUAUUGUAAUCCAACUCAACUUCAAGCAUGUUUGAAGGACAUAAAAACAUGGAUGAACAGGAAUUUUCUCUUAUUAAAUGCAGAUAAAACCGAGGCUCUAAUACUUGGCCCUUAACACCUUAGAAAUGCAUUAUCUGAUGAUAUAGCUGCGCUAGACGACAUUGCCCUUGCUUCCAAUGAAACAGUCAGGAACUUGGGAGUGAUUUUCGAUCCCGAUUUUUCUUUUGAUUCUCACAAAACAAAUUUCUAGGACCGCCUUCUUUCACUUGCGUAGCAUCUCAAAAAGAUGCAGAAACAUUUGUCCACGCCUUUGUUACAUCCAGAUUUGAUAUUGUAAUUCCUUGUUAUCAGGCUCCAGCAGUAAGUUGUUAAAAACUCUGCAGCUUGUCAAAAAUGCUUAGCACGUGUCCUGAGAAGAACCAUGAAAAAAGCACACAUUUAUCCUGUAUUAGCUUUGCUAUACUGGCUUCCGGUUAACAAAAGAAUAUAAUUUUAAAUUCUUCUCCUCACCAAGCUCCUCUUCCACUCCCUCUUUAUCACAUUAAUGUCUCAUCAAAACGUUACUGACUUGACUUCUUCCCGUAGUCCUUGUGCUUUAUCGAUCGCUACUGCAAAUACAUCGUAGAUUAUGAUUGGUAUAUCAUGAAUCAGAGAAUCAGAUGGCAGAUCAUGGAUCUUGUUGCCCGUUGAUUGUGUAGGCAGAUGAUCACGGACUAUUAUUUACAAGACUGCUUGAUAUACAAUAUGCCUAUAUACAUACCCUACCAUUACUGACAAUAACUACAAAUACUUUAAACGUAGACACACUUUCCAAUAUGCUACAAAUGGUUUCUGCCGAUCAUUGUUUAAAAUACUGUUAUUUUGCUGAUGUUCUCAGUUACACGUGGCAUCUAUUGCACUUCUGUCUUUCCUGGGAGAAGGAUCCCUCACAUGUGUCUCUCUAUGAAGUCAAUGUUUUUACCCCCCCUGUAAUUUGUCCUUACUUUUGUUGAGGGUUAAAAGCAGAGAAUGUCGCACCUUGUUAAGCCCUUUGAGAUAAAUUCUGAUUUGUGAUAUAACA